Heterocephalus glaber (naked mole-rat) is the source of this 1888-nucleotide messenger RNA. The record is from RefSeq and is a predicted model, not a curated record. NCBI's taxonomy places the organism in Eukaryota, Metazoa, Chordata, Mammalia, Rodentia, Bathyergidae.
AAGUAUUAUUUUUAAACUUAGGUUUGUCAUACACAUAUAUGUGUUGACCUUGUCUCUUAUAUCAUUACUAAACUCCGUCACUGGUUCUAAGAGUUUUGGAGGAGAUGCAAGGUGUGAUCAACAUAUACAGUGAAUGUUUAAAUGUUUAAAAAUUUUAUUACACUAAAACACUCAUGGCCAUUAACCUCCCUCAGAAUACUCUCCCUCACUCCAAACAUACUUCUCCUGUUAUUCUUGCUAUUUUCUGAAGGAGUUCCUCUUUUAUGAGUCUUUUGCAAGCUGUGAUCAAAACUACAGUGAAUAUUGAUGUAUUUCAUCCAAUGAAAAGGCAAGGCUCAUAAAAACAUUACACUAUGUCCUCAUUCAUGUUACUUACGGGAUCUGGCACCAUGUGACUUCUGGCUCUUCUGCAAAGUCAAGAUGACCAUGAAAGUCUGGUAUCUGCUGGCCGUGCACUUUCCUACCUCCAGUCUAGUUAUUUGAAAACCUUCAGCUUCACCUGAUCUAGACUCCAGUGCCUGGCAGAGCUUCUAGCUCAGACAAGACCUCCAUGGAUCCACUCCAGAAAUGGAAUCCAGGGUUGAUUUCUGGAUCUUCCCAGAUGCCCACCACAGAGACCUCCCAGGAAGGCGCAGCAGCCUCUCAGCCUUCCUCCUCAGAACAGCUAAUGAUGGGCCUCAGUGACCUGAGCAUCAGUCCUGGCUCCAACCCCGCUGUGCCUCUGCAAGAGGGACUGUUCCAGCAGCAGCACAGGGAGAAGACUCUGCUGGAGCAGCACUGGGAAAGGCUGGGGUUCCCUCAGAAGAAGAAAGCAUUCCUGGGGCACUUCAGACGCAGGCACCGUGAUCACAUGGCACCUUACCCAGUCGAAAGGGAAACCAGGAUCUCUUUCCCAGGUGAUAGAGCUCAGAAUCAAUUCAGAUGCCAAUGUCGAUACUGCCAGGGCCACAUGCCAAAUAUUUCUGGGGUCACUGGGGAGAGGAAUGGGAACCCCAGUCCUUCCUCCUGGGAAACCCUCGUGCAGGGUCUCAGUGGCUUGACCCUCAGCCUGGGCACCAACCGGCCUGGCAUUCAGCCAGGUGGGGUGCAGCAGCAGCAGCAGCAGCAACAGCAGCAGCAGCAACAACAGCAGCAGCAGGAGCCAGAGGAAAAGCUCCAACUGGAGAGGCAGCAGGAAAGCAAGAACAUGUUCCAGAGGCUGUUCAAGCAGUGGUUGGAAGAGAACUGAGAUGCCCAUCUUCAUAGAACAAAGACCCUUAGGGAUUCAGACAGUACUGUGUUGCCAGCUCUUGGGAGGUGGGCUUCUUUUGGGGACCAAACAGUCACUAUCGGAGGAGGAAUCCCAAGACCUGUGUUAUGACCAAGAAGGUCCUCAUCUUUCCUGCCUGUCAUUUGUGGAGCACUGAGAGGCGUUCAGGGACCGAGGAGACUGCACACCAGUGUUCCCCACCUCCUCUCAUCUGGUUCCCAUGCCACGUGUUGUCAAUUUUCCAGCCUACAUCUCCAUCUUUGCUCCUUAACUUGUUGUCAGGGAGAUAUCUUUAUAAGAUGUCUGUGUAGCGUGAAUGCCUUGUUGAUGUCCAUGUGAUUUUGUACCAUUUUACUGACUGCCACCCAGGAACAGAGCUAGGUCUGUUUGAAAUGGGGGCACUUGACACUGAGAUCUAGGUGCAAACAUCUGCUGCCAAACAAAGUGUGGGAAAGGGAUGUGGAAUUGGAACUUGAUGGUUCACCAUUGUACUGUCAGUGUAAACUAUUAUGACUAUGAUAAGCUGACUGUAUGUGUUUCCCUGCCGCUUAGCAAUUGAGUAGUUAACCCCCCUGCAAGACUUUCACCUGGGUACCUCAUCGCUAACACCAAAUAAACAUAUGUGUGAAAGGAAAGUAA